Messenger RNA from Ipomoea nil (Japanese morning glory), 709 nucleotides. RefSeq names its product transport protein particle 20 kDa subunit-like. Gene Ontology annotation, cellular component: nucleus; cytoplasm; TRAPP complex. The record is from RefSeq and is a predicted model, not a curated record. The coding region runs from base 47 to 454 and encodes 135 amino acids. Gene Ontology annotation, biological process: endoplasmic reticulum to Golgi vesicle-mediated transport. The transcript has 6 exons. NCBI's taxonomy places the organism in Eukaryota, Viridiplantae, Streptophyta, Magnoliopsida, Solanales, Convolvulaceae.
GCGGAUUCUCUCAUUUUUUGUUUGGGGAUUCGAGGGGACGAAAGGAAUGGCGACUACGGCGUGUUUUAUGAUUGUAAGCAGGAACGACAUUCCCAUCUACGAAGCCGAAGUUGGAACUGCACCUAAAAAAGAGGAUGCUUCUCAUCAGCACCAGUUCAUAUUACAUGCCGCAUUAGACAUUGUGCAGGAUCUGGCGUGGACUACCAGUGCAAUGUUCCUGAAGGCAAUUGACCGGUUCAAUGAUUUGGCAGUUUCAGUAUAUGUCACUGCAGGUCAUACACGACUGAUGCUGCUUCACGAUUCUCGCAAUGAUGAUGGGAUCAAAAGCUUCUUCCAAGAAGUUCAUGAGCUUUAUAUAAAGACUCUGCUUAAUCCCCUCUACUUAACUGGAUCUCGAAUUACAUCAUCUCAUUUUGAUACAAAGGUUAGAGCUCUCGCCAGAAAGUACCUCUGAAGCACAAAAAACUGACUCUGCCUGAGGCGUCGAUCUACAGCAGCAUCAUAUAUAUGUACCAAGAAAAUCUACACCCGGAGCUCUCUUUGCUGCAAAAGGGUAUCUAUCAAUUUUUUUUUGAAGAGUUAAUUCCACCAGAGGUCCCUUGUCUUUGGUGGCAAUUCCAAAUUUAGUCUCAGACUAUCGUAUUUGCCAAUUAAUAUCCCUAGACUAUUAUUUUUUGGACAUUUUUAGUCAUUCUCAUCACUUUUUAUA